Lolium rigidum is the source of this 822-nucleotide messenger RNA. RefSeq names its product homeobox-leucine zipper protein HOX28-like. The record is from RefSeq and is a predicted model, not a curated record. The transcript is spliced from 2 exons. Gene Ontology annotation, molecular function: sequence-specific DNA binding; DNA-binding transcription factor activity, RNA polymerase II-specific. NCBI's taxonomy places the organism in Eukaryota, Viridiplantae, Streptophyta, Magnoliopsida, Poales, Poaceae. Gene Ontology annotation, biological process: regulation of DNA-templated transcription. The coding region runs from base 1 to 822 and encodes 273 amino acids.
AUGGCGCGUCCCAGCUUGGAUCUUGGCCUGAGCCUUGGCUUGGGACUCGUCCCCCAGCCCCAGCCGAGUUUCUGGUACUCCGGCGGCAAUGUGGCGCCGGAAGUCCAAGAAGUAGGUCCUCCGCCCGCGGCGUCGACGGAGGAGUAUGGGACCUGCUCGGCAGGCAGCCCGGUAUCAAGCGGCAGUGGCAGCGGGAUGAAGCGCGGCGCCGAAAGGUCGGCCGGCAGCGGCGACGAGGAUCAGGAAGACGACGGCGGAAACGCGCGCAAGAAGCUCCGGCUCUCCAAGGACCAGGCCGCCGUCCUCGAGGAGUGCUUCAAGACGCACCACACGCUCACUCCGAAGCAGAAGCUGGCACUGGCCAACAGCCUCGGGCUGCGGCCGCGACAGGUAGAGGUGUGGUUCCAGAACCGCCGCGCCAGGACCAAGCUCAAGCAGACGGAGGUAGACUGUGAGUACAUGAAGCGCUGGUGCGAGCAGCUCGCCGAGCAGAACCGUCGCCUCGAGAAGGAGGUUGCCGAGCUCAGGGCGCUGAAGGCGGCGCCGGCACCGGUGCCGGCGCACGGAGGCGCGGCCGGGCCCCUGACAACGCUGACAAUGUGCCUCUCCUGCAAGCGCGUCGCGUCGACGUCCUCAUCGGCAUAUGCCGCGCCCACCGCGUCAAACCUUUACACCGCUGUCGGCGCCAGCAAUGCCGGGAUCGGCAUGGCACCUCCAGUGGCACUGCCCGGUCAUCGGCAACUCUUCUGUGGGUUCGGAGAAACCGGAGCCACGUACGGAGGCUCGUCCGGGCAUGGGAAGGCGGUCAAGGCGGCCAGAUAG